GACUGGAUGUCGGGGGAUGUGCGAGGCGGUGGAAAAAGCGCUGGACGCGGAGUUUCAUCAUGGUGCGGAGCCACCUUCUAUCACGAGCCACAGCAGCACUCUGAGGACUUCGCUCCAGCUCGAGUUGGAAAGGUUGAAGCAGCGACUUUUGUAUCAGUACGAGGUUUAUCAAGUGUAAAAAUGUCUGGGUCGGGAAGGAUUGGAACUUGUCAUGCGAAUUCUGGAAUAGGCAAAAAUUUGUAUUGCAUAAACACCAAAAGCUUCCCAUUUCUUGCUACGCAAAUAGGGAAUUUCUCAUGCGGGAUAGAUAUCAGGAGGCCUGCGCAAAACCUGUAAUGCUUUUGCGUGUAGUAAUGGAGACCAGUUGCGUGAUCCAGAAGUUCCGGCUACUCCGGAUCGCAAUCGAUGGAGGGCGGGACCUGCACCGGCGACAGGCGCUAUCCAACCAACCAACCAAAGUCUUGCAAUCUUCCAGACCCAGACAUAUUUGCAUUUCAUAAGGUUCGAUUCGUCCGCGAACAGCUUUUGCAAGACCGGGGCUUCGACCUCCCGACUUGGAAACAAGAAGUGGACGAGCUGGUAGCAAACCAGAAAGACGUGGCGAGCCGGGUGUUGGUAGAGCAGGAGGAACGAAAGGCAAAGCAUCAGGCAGAAAGAGUCGUCGUCGGGCCUGAAGUUGUGGUGGAACAAGAUGUCCUCGUCGAACAGCGUGACAAGAAACACGACGACCCAGAUCAUCAUGGUACAGUCGACGACAAGGAUAGGGAACUAGAGGAAAUGAAGGACCACCUAAAGCCCCCCCUCCUGCACGUAGCAGCUACCACGCCCUCAACGACGACUACAACACCGACUAGUGAGCUCCUUCUUGGGGAGAAUUAUGGCACCAGUUGUAAUCAGGCGCUGAGCACAGCCGCCGCCGCGGCCCUUCAAAGUGUAGAAGGUGAGACGGUCGUUCCAGAAGUACAGGUUGACGGCGAAGCAGCGGCGCCGCCGGAACAACAACUACGGCAGCCGCUUACCAUCCCAAUACCGGAAGCGGAUGAGGAAGUUCUAUCGGGCGGAAAUGCAGCAAUCGUAGGGCAAUUAAGGACCACUACAUCAAAAGCUGCAGACCACGCGG
This is a messenger RNA of Amoebophrya sp. A120, 1120 nucleotides long. NCBI's taxonomy places the organism in Eukaryota, Dinophyceae, Syndiniales, Amoebophryaceae. The record is from the annotation of a GenBank genome assembly.